GUGUGGGGAGAAGUUUGCUUCGAGGUUACGGAGAGCAGCUCGGUCGCUUUUGGCAGUCUCCGGCCCUGACUGUCGAACAUGAACCUGUUCUGCUUCAUGCUGGAUGGCUCCACUGAGAGCAUCUAUGAGCCAGCGAACAGCCAGACAAACAAGGACGUCUCGCCCAAGUGUCGGUGCAGUUCUGGGCAUCUACGAUGCAAACCUGAGUGGGGCGGCUCAGACCCGUCCAUCAGCACUGACAAACAUCAGACAAGGACCAAACCUAAAGAGGAAAGCAGGAGAUCAUGUAAGCCAAUGGAGGAUGAAACCUUUGCUUGCAGUGAGAGCAGCGCGUUAUCAAGACAAGUCCGAAUCAGGGAGCCGGCCUCAGAAAGAACAAGGACAGAUCCACCAGCUCAGCCUGGUGACUCUGCUGAAACCACAGGACGACUGAAAAAGCUUCAAAAACUGGUUCACAUAAAGAAUGGCCAUCAGACUGAUGGAGUUAAAGACUCAUGCACAACCAAGAAACAUGAUUGCUUGGCAGAAGGGGUGAGACACGACAGCACGGUGCUAACCUGCAUCGGCCUUUCGAGAAGGACGGAGAAGAGCUCCUCUAGAGCCACUGCAGCGUCACACCUGCUUCGGCCGCAUCAGAACGUCAGGAGUCUCCAUGGAAACCCGACCGAAGGAGGGUUCUGGAGCCCAAAGACGGGGCGUCGCAGGCAGAAGACGUUUGAGUGUCCGCACGCUCGCCACCAGACUCCUCGGGAACUGUGCGCCUACGACGGCAACGUCUCGUCCCCGCCCUGGAGCUCGGAGUGGAAUCGGUUUGAGAGUCUGAUCCGGGAGCUGGACCGGAAACAGUCGGAUCUGUCUCUGUCGCGGAUGAUCCGGUCCCUCACAGAUCUGCAGCUGUCACAAAGCAACGGAAAGCAGGAGACCACGGAGCUGAAGCUGCAGGGGAGGGAGACGGAGACAGGAAACGACUCAAAAGACAUCGACGCCUCGCCAGAGGAAACCCGGGCAGCUCUUGUUAGCAGAGACGUGCAGAACGAUGAGGCAGCGAAGAGGGAGGCCAGCCACGGAGGAACGUGUGCUAAAGGACGCAGACGGUCCAGGAACUCCCUGGAAAGCCUCUACAGCCUGAAGAGUGGACAGAGCUCCUCCAGUGGUGUCACCAGUGGGUCAAACUGCUCCAGUAACAGAGAGAGUCUGAGGCUGGAGGACGAUCUGACAUUCACACGGCAGUUCUGCUGCCGAGCGAGAGUUCAUACGGAGUUUGUUCCAAGUCCGUACGACACGGAGUCGCUCACACUCAAGGUGGGAGAUGUGAUUGAUGUCAUCGCCAAGCCCCCGAUGGGAACAUGGACCGGCUCGCUGAACGAUCAAACAGGAAACUUCAAGUUCAUCUACGUGGACGUGCUCACACACACGUCUAGCACGGCCCUGCAUGAGGAAUACGCCUCGUCCCUGCAGCGCGGCGGUUACCAAACAGCAGAUGACCUGAUGGAGCUGAACGUGACUCAGCCGGAGCGCAGAGAACGUCUGCUGACCGCCGUUAACUCCCUGAGGAUACUGCACUCCGACAGCCUGGCGGAGGAUGAAUCCAGUCCGGAACCGGAGCGGUCCAGUGAAGACGUGAAGAGCCGUCCCAGAGACUCGGGCUGUGUCAUGACGGAGGACACAGCCUCAUUUUCUCUCUGAAUACGCUGCACGGCCGGACGUAAACGUGCUGUGAAGGGGAAUCGCUUCCUUUUGCUAAUGUUCAAGUCCUCACACGUUUUUUUUUUCUUUUCACACGAGUUUGUUCUGUAGCUCGAUUUGUUUUCUGAAAUAAAGAUUUG
This is a messenger RNA of Xiphophorus maculatus (southern platyfish), 1826 nucleotides long. RefSeq lists its product as uncharacterized. Gene Ontology annotation, molecular function: protein binding. Bases 79 to 1686 code for a protein of 535 amino acids. NCBI's taxonomy places the organism in Eukaryota, Metazoa, Chordata, Actinopteri, Cyprinodontiformes, Poeciliidae. The record is from RefSeq and is a predicted model, not a curated record. The transcript is spliced from 13 exons.